Molecule: messenger RNA, 3269 nt
Organism: Scomber scombrus (Atlantic mackerel)
Lineage: Eukaryota; Metazoa; Chordata; Actinopteri; Scombriformes; Scombridae
Product: type II inositol 3,4-bisphosphate 4-phosphatase-like
Cellular component (GO): cytoplasm
Molecular function (GO): phosphatidylinositol-3,4-bisphosphate 4-phosphatase activity
Source: RefSeq, a predicted model, not a curated record
GUGAUGUUUAUGAUGAUGGUGAUCACAGGAAGCAGUUGACGUGUUGUGAGGAUGAGGAGGACGACGAAGUUGAGGAUGAACCGCAGACAGAUGCUGUCUCUGUGCCGAGAAACAUCCGGAAACUUCCAGAAAGAAGGAACGCUGAGAGUCGGACGACAGGAGAGAGCUCUCACUGACAGGUUCUGUCGUCUGAGGGGAAACCUGCUCUUCAUCAUGAAGAAACAGGAUGGUGAGCUAGACGAGGUGUUACUGUUGGAGAGAUGUGAUGUUUUAAAGACUCCAGAGGAUAAUAGACGAUUGGUUGUCAGCUUCGAGAGCGGCGAUCCUCCCGUGUUCCUUCAGUUCGGCGGCUCUGCAGAGUGUCACUCGUGGCUCAUGGCGCUCAGAGACGCCAACACCGAGGCGCUGAGGCAACGUAUCGCACACCUCAGCACGCUCAUCAAUAAACACACAGCGGGGGAGACGAAGAGGCCGCAAGAUGACAGAGAGGCAGGUGGAGCCGCAUCUGCUGCUGCUAGAGUCUCACCACUGCACCUGACUGUCGACGGCCGUGUUGUUGUUGCCGUGGCAUCCAGAGUUCACAUUCAAGUAUCUGUGAUCGACAUCCACAGUCACACAGUCAGGAAACACUGCUGCACUGAGAUAGUGAAGGCACCGGAUGACUCUGUGUUUCGAACAUCUGUGUGUUUCCGUGGCAACUACCCGAUCUACCUUGACAGCAGGAUCAAAGUCACCGUUCACCACGCAAAGGAGCCGAUGACACACACAACAAGGAGCUUUCUUGGUUUCACUUCCUUCUCCAUCAGAGAUCUGCUCAGGUCGAAGGAGCCUCACAUCUCUCUCAGCCUCAGGACGAUGGACGGAGUCAACGAGGUCGGGGAAGUGAAGGUGUCCUGUCUGCAGAUAGAAGGAGAGAGUGACGAUAAAACUCCUCCUGAACACAAGUGUCCUGCGCUAUGUGAUUGUCUUCACGGCUCCGUUCACGAUAAAGAAAACAGUCCAAUGAUGAGAGCUGUGCUGUGUGCUCAGGUGUGUAAGGUGUACAGGUUUCAGAUGGAGGAUCAGAGGUGGCUGCUGGUGAGGGAACAGAUGUCGGAGACGCCGCUUUCGUUCUCUUUACCCAAACAGCUACUCAGCGCGCUCAUACACGAGAACACAAGCAGGGUCCAAGAAGUGAAGGAGCUCGGUGACCUUUCACCCCACUGGGAUGGGCUACGCCAUGAUGUCAUCAACCACUGUAACCACCUGCUCGACUGCUAUCAGAAAACACUCGCCGAGCUCGACAAACUCUCAGUCUCGUCCUGUUUUAAGUCGAGCAAUAAGUCAGACAGACACCUUCAGUUUGUUCCCACCAACCUUCACUCUCAGAGGAUGGAGGUCACCUGUCCAGACAGCACAGGUGUUUGGUAUGAGGUCAUAACAUUUGGUGCUCCAGCUGAUCACCACCAGGCCUUCAAACACGGAGGUCUGAAGAAACUACUCAGCAAACACGCAAACCGCAGGGGCAGCUCUGUCUCGUACUCACCGGACGAAAGCUCCAGAGCGAAGGAGCUGCUGGCCAGCGUGGCCCAGUUGCAGCCUCUGGUCUUCGGGCUCGCUGAGGAGCUGCUGUCCGUCUCCCAAGAGAUGAACAUCAGCCUGUUGCUUCAGGUCCUGGACAGCCUGGUUCAACAGACAGAGCAGUUUGUUCACGCACUCAAAGACGAGCUGGUGAAAAGCGCCCUGCUGGCUAUCCACAACCAAUACUCCACCUACUGCAACAGCAGCAGCCACGUCCACAGCAACGGGCUGAUCUGUGACAGCUCACCAGCCAAUCAGGAGAGACAGCCUUCGCUACAUGAGGCGGAGUACGAUGAGGAGGAAUGGGACAGGGUGUGGGCGAACGUUGCCAAGAGUCUCAACUGCAUCAUCGUCAUGGUUGACCGUCUAAAGGGGCGAGAGGGCCGCACCCAGGAGCUGACAUUAUCAGAGCAGCAGGAAGACAUGGGGGACACAAACUCUCAGAACACUGCUGCCUCCUCCUCCUCCUCUUCUGCAUGUUCCUGGCAAGAGCAGCUGCUCCCCCUGGUGGUCACUCUCAGGGACUGCGUGCGUGAGGCAGUGGGGAAGGCUCGAUCUGCCAUGACCUUUGUAGUCCUGCAAGGGGCGGUGGCUGCAACUGUUGCCCAGGGGACUGCACAGCUCGUCCAGAGACGCCAUGCUGUCUUCAGUCAGGCGCUCUCAGCAGUAGUGUGUGGUUUCCUGUUGAAGCUGUAUGGAGGUUUGGAGGAUUCAGAUUUCCUGAAGCAGGUUCACACUGCAGGACUCCUGGUUCAGUUUGAAAGCCUGCUCAGCACCUACGGUGACGAGGUGGGGAUGCUUGAGGACAUGGAGGUGGGCUUGGCCGACCUGCACAGAGUUGGGUUCAUUGUCACGGAGGCGAUAACAGAACAGCCAGACGACCUGCUGCCGACACUACACGGAACAUGGGAGAGUUUGGUCGUCGAGGUCCCGUUGCCCCCGGAAACCUUCACAUCGUUGCCACAGGAACUGAAAGAUGGACGUUUGAUACAAAUUCAUCCCGUUCUCUUCAACAUCGGAAUAAACCAGCAGCAGAGUCUGGCUGAGAGGUUUGGUGACAGCUCCCUGCAGGAGAGAGUGAAUCAACAGAGCUGUCAGCGUCUUAAGGCUUACUGUAACACACUGAGAGACAGACUGCCUGACAUGGCCGGCGUCCAUUCACUGUCAGACUUGUUAUCGUCUCUGGAUCGCAGCGUAGCAGCCAGGAAGAGGAAGAACGUGGAGGUUCUGUGGAUUGCUGCCAUGGUGUGUCGGAAAGUGAACGGCGUGCGUCUGACCAGCUGUAAGAGCGCGAAGGACCGCACGGCAAUGUCUGUGACGCUGGAGCAGUGUGUGUUACUGCGAGAGCGACACACACUCAACCCACAACACUUCAGCACCGCACUCGACUGCAUGAGGAGGGAGGGUUGCAGGAUGGAGAACGUGCAGAAGAACAUUGGCAGCAGGAAGUUUGCCUUCAGCAGCGUCCAACUCCUCACCUUCCCAAAACUGUACAGACCUCCAGACGGCAGCUAUGGAUGAAAAUGUUGACAGAGUAUUUUGUUUGUUGUGUACAUAGUUUUUAUAUCAUAAGAUUCUUUAUUGUAACAUAUAAAGUAUAUGUUUUAUUAUAUAGAAAUGUAAAUGUUUUUCUGUUAAUAAUGACCACUGUGGCUGCAGAUGUUUCAUUUACAAACAUGCUUCUGCAAUAAAUGAAUACUUGAAAACUA